GCCCAGCUGAUGUUUAUUUAUACCGCGAGCUCGGCGGAGGGCGCGCGCGGGAGGCCCUCCCCUCCGCGGCACCACGGUUCCGCGUGAUGCAGCCGAGCGAGCCAGCCGAAACCGCGCACGCCGCCGGCGGAAACCCCCCGCAGCGGGGCCUUAACGGCGGCCGUUUCGAUUUCGACGAUGGCGGUACUUACUGUGGCGGCUGGGAGGACGGCAAGGCCCACGGCCACGGAGUGUGCACCGGGCCGAAGGGCCAGGGCGCCUACUCCGGCUCCUGGCACUUCGGCUUCGAGGUGUCCGGCGUCUACACCUGGCCCAGCGGCAGUGCAUACGAGGGACAAUGGCAAAACGGCAAGAGACAUGGGUUGGGUGUGGAGACGCGGGACAGAUGGCUGUACAGGGGCGAAUGGACGCAGGGCUGCAAGGGUCGCUACGGCGUUCGACAGAGCACGACCAGCAACGCAAAAUACGAAGGAACAUGGGCCAACGGAUACCAAGACGGAUACGGAUCCGAAACCUAUGCGGAUGGAGGAACCUACCAAGGGCAAUGGAUGCGGGGCCACCGACACGGCUACGGCGUGCGUACGUCGGCGCCGUUCGGGCUGGCGUCGCACAACCGCGGAGGCGCGCGCGACCGUGGCUCCCUAUCCUCGCUGGUGGAGGCACUCGGCACGCCCGACCCCUCCGACCGCCGCAACCUGCGCGUGGACGACGCCCGGGGCGGCUUCGUGCUGCAAAAGAGCUCCGACGAGCCAGCCGGCAGGCGGGGCUCUAUCGUCGAAAAAACUAAAAAGGGCUUGUUCCCCAACUUCCGUAAGCGGCGCAGCACGGGCGAGUUGGAUAAACGCGGCACGGGCUCGGUGCGAUCAGGCGGCUCGGCGGGCUCGGCCUCAUCCUGGGUUUCGUCCGUCGAGAGCUCUCACUCCACCAACACUCGUGGCUCGCACCAUACGCACUCCAACACCAGCUUCAUUGUAGAGGAUGAGCACUUGGAUCCGAGUGUAACCGAAACAUAUAUGGGCGAAUGGAAAAACGACAAGAGAACUGGUUUCGGCGUGUGCGAGCGAACCGACGGCCUCCGCUACGAGGGGGAGUGGCUCGCCAACAGAAAGUACGGCUACGGCGUGACGACCUUCCGCGACGGCACCAGAGAGGAGGGGAAAUACAAAAACAAUGUGCUCAUCACAAGUCAGAAGCGCAAACACAUGUUCCUCAUGCGGUCGGCGAAGUUCCGGGAACGCGUUGACUCAGCGGUGAACGCGGCGCAGCGCGCCUCCAAAAUAGCUUUACAAAAGGCCGACAUUGCAAUCUCUAGAACGGCUACUGCGCGAGGUAAAGCGGAGCAGGCGGACGAGUCGGCGGACCAGGCCAAGGAAGACUGUGAUAUAGCGCAAACCACUGCAAAGCAAUUCGCCCCGGACUUCAAGCACCCCGGCUUCGACAGAAUAAGAUUAAGAGAUCGAUAUAGGCAAAAGACGUAUGAAACGCAAAGUCCCGCACCCGUUUCACAAGAAUCUGAUAAAAUCCUAGAAGGAAAGAGCAUUCCAAAUCAUAUCCCUCCGACGCAUUCGCAGCUUCCUCAAGCUAAUAAAAUUCCUAACGCUAUAAACUCGAGAAGACCUUCAACGCAAUAUCCUAAAGCGGUGCCCCCUAUGGACCCACGACUCGCCAAUAGCACUAAUUACGGCGCCGAUGACCGAACACUUGGACCUCCUUACGACCCUUAUUAUAACUCUAACAAAGAAAAUUGGGGGUCCCCGGUCAACUCACCGGCUCAAAUUCAAGACAAACAAAGGCAAUAUAUGACGAAUGAGCCCUCGAGUGGAUACAGCGUGCCUCAGCCGGGAGGACCACAACCCCCUUCUAUACCAUAUCGAAGACAGGAUUCUUUGCAACCACAACAAAUUACAGAUCAAUCUCAGCAAUUUCCCAACCAGGGAAGAAGGCCAUCUAUAAGACCAACGAUGAACCAGCGCGCUCCACCUCAGGAAUGGAACCCGACUCACGGAAUUAUCCGGAGACAAAGUAUUCUCGCCCAACCCACAAACGAUCCACAAAGCAACACCUACGUCGAUCCCGGUACGGCGUCCUACGGCCGAAAUGAGCUUCGUACCGGUGUUUUUCAUUCAGAGGGACCACACGACCAUCAACGACCCGCUGUCGACGCUCAAGGUUACCGGCAGGGACCCGAUUCCCAGGCCUAUCAGCAAGGGCCGCUCGACCAACAAGGAUACAGACAGAGCGAUCAACAAAUGUAUCGCCAGCCGAUGUCUGAUCAUCAACAAUAUCGACAGCAAAACUUGCCUCCGGAACAAGACAUCGUGAAUGGAGAUCGCGAGCCUCGUCCGUUUACCGCGCGACCGUCUAUAGAUUACUUCGACCACUACAAGAGACCUCCCAGCAGAGAUUCGAGCGUGGACCGGUACGGCAGACGGUCACGCCAACCGUCUGUGGAGGCCGCGCCGCCCGGCGGCGGAUCCCGCUCCGGAUCGAUAGCUCCGCAACCGCUGUCAUCUUCACGACCCCCGUCACGCGCGGCGACUCCCGCAGGGAACGGCCACUUAGCAUCGGGUCGCGGUUCCCGAGCGGCAUCAAGAGAGCCCCAAGGAUUCGAGGACUCGCUACUGCGCAAACGCACACUGGGACAAGAAAUAACACCUUCACCUUACCAACCGAAACGGACUGAAAGUUUAUACGUGGCACAAAAUGCUACGCCUCCCCCACCCGCGCCGAUGGGCGGAGGAGGUGGAGGUCGUAAGGACUGGUUCUCGCGACAGCAGCUGGUAAUAUUAGUAUUGUUCAUAAACAUCUCGCUGGGCAUUAUGUUCUUCAAGUUGCUGACGUAGCGGCGGCGAGAGGCGCAGCCGCGCCCCCAUCUCGCAUCGCAACGCCUCUUUUGUACAUAUUUCCCUUGAAUAAAAAACAUCAACCAUUUAAACGACCAAUGCAAACAUAAAUAUUAAAGUGAAAACUUGAAACUCUGUUACCACAUUACCUAUAUAAUGUACCAUAACAUUGUAUCACAUUCGUACAACCGAAAUAAAACCACGUAUUUACUUAUAAGUAAGGACUUUGGUUUGCUAGAAUACAAUUAAUGUUGUGUAUAUGUGCGGUACGAGACAUUAAGUGCAGAAAGGCCCCUUCAGGAACCAAAACAUUAAACUUCUUUAUGGUGUGAGAGUGAAAAUUCUUGAGUCCACUAAUAUAUCAAAUCGAGUGUUCGGAGCACGAAAUGAAAUUAAACCUGCAUAUUGUAGGUUUUGAUCUUGUUAUUAUUUGGAAAGAUUUAGACAAAAAAAUAUUUUAUUAUAUUUGUUAUUAUGUUAAAUAUUUCGUAUAGUUACCAAACGCUGUUUCUCUUUUGUUAAUUUUGUGAAAUUUUAUUCUGAAUUUUAUAUAUCGUAAGAAAAGAUUCUUUCUCUAAUAUUUUCAUCUAUAAAAUAUUGUUUUAAUGUAUUUAUAAAAGAAUGCUUUUAUUAAAGUUGUAGUAGUUUUACUUUUUUAAUUAUUACCACAACCAAUCCGAAACAAGGAUGUGUAGUUUGAAAAAAAAAAACGUUGAGUCCAAAAACCAUGUAAAUAUGUCACAUACUGUAAAACGGUGACGUAUGUUAUGUGAUAAUAAAACCUUUUUAUAUAUAUUGUCGAUCGUCGAACGUUUUUAAAAGCGAAUUUUAAAAAUAUUUUCCUACGUUGUACAGUAAACAUUGAAAAUUAUUAGAUCUGUAGUGUUCUAAAUAUGUAUUUAAAUAUUGGUGCACAACAUUUUUACAAAUUAUAGAUUAUAAUAUAAUACAUUGAAGUCAAUUUUCUCGUAACCCAAUAUUUGAUACAUGUAAUGUAUGUAUGAAAAUAAAUCAUUAAUUUAAUUAUAUCUUAAUGUUUAUUACUAUUGUGGACGGUGUGCGAAUGAGACUGUUGAAUAUUUGUACAACGAAAGUUGUAGAUACGCGCAAUUUUUAAAUGUUAAAUUAAUGUUCGUAAGACAAUUUUCGCAGUUUCAUUAUUGUGUAAAAAAAACAUAAGUUAUGUCUAUAAGAGUUUUAUUUACUUGUAUCAAUUUUAUC
Papilio xuthus (Asian swallowtail) is the source of this 4064-nucleotide messenger RNA. Its product is annotated as junctophilin-1. The coding region runs from base 87 to 2843 and encodes 918 amino acids. The transcript has 7 exons. Gene Ontology annotation, cellular component: junctional membrane complex; plasma membrane; endoplasmic reticulum membrane. Lineage: Eukaryota; Metazoa; Arthropoda; Insecta; Lepidoptera; Papilionidae. The record is from RefSeq and is a predicted model, not a curated record.